Messenger RNA from Neogale vison (American mink), 420 nucleotides. RefSeq lists its product as uncharacterized. NCBI's taxonomy places the organism in Eukaryota, Metazoa, Chordata, Mammalia, Carnivora, Mustelidae. The record is from RefSeq and is a predicted model, not a curated record.
AUGGAGCAGUUCCAAGGCUGUGAAAUGGACCUAAUGUCAGAGGUGCUGGACCCAAUCGCCAAAAUGCUACCUCUGAGCUGGGACUGUCGCCCAGACCUUGGGCACCAGCAGGCUCCUCCUCCCCAACGCCUGGGCCCUUAUCGGGAGCGCAUUUGGGCUGGUGGGGAGGGGGAAGUCUGAGGCCCCAAGCUCGGCAAGGUGGGUAGGAGAGAUAGGGAAGUGGGGAGGGGGCCAUGGGGCCCUGCUGGGAGGGCCCGAGGAUGGAAGGGAUGCCCAGAGCUGGUGCUGUCCUUGCCGGCCUGGCUCUUGACAUGGUUCCAGAGCUGCUCCUGCCUUCCUCCCUUGCCAGGCAAGCCGCCGGCACCUUUAAUUAGCAAGCAGCAGCCUCUCCCCGAUUCAUCACAGUCACUGUUUAAUUAG